AUGGACAGCGGCGGCGGGCGGCACAGCAAGCGCAAGUCGGCGCCGGAGCGGCUGCCCCAGGGCGCGGGCGGGCUCAGCAAACAGGCCAGCGGCGACGCCGCAGCCUCCCUGCAGCGCGUUGCCAGCCCCGCCGAGCGCGCGCUGCGCCACGCGCUGGGCGGCGCCAAGGUGCGGCGCUGGGCCGCGGCGGAGUGGCACUACUCCAGCCUGGACCGGCCCUACUUCAUGGCGUCUGACAUGGCCGCUUACCUGGGGGCGCUGCAGGUGCCGCCCGACGUCAAGCUCGCGCGGCCCGAAUGGUCGGUGCUGCGCGGCGCGCUGGGCAGGCCGCGGCGGCUCAGCCUCGGGUUCCUGCGCCAGGAGCGGGCGCGGUUGGAGCUGUACAGGGAGUCUGUGCGCAAGGCCUUCGUCGACGCCGGCGGCGGCAGCCUGCCGCCGGAGAUGCCGCGCCCCCUGCGCGUCGGGCAGCCCGUCGUGGCGCGCCACCCGGUGACGCGGCGGCUGGCCAACGGCAUCAUCCUCACGAUGCAGCCCAGCAGAUACCGCGUGCAGUUCAACAGGAGCGACCUGAUGACCGAGGUGGUGCGCGACACGGACGUCGCCGCAGCAGACCCCUUCGAAUCCCUGCCGCCCGCCCUGCCGGUCCCCCCCUGGUCCCGCUUCGCCACCCCGCGCCCCCUCCCGCCUAACCCCGCCAUCCCGAAGCUCUCCCUGGGCCCGCCGAUCGGCGCCACCGCCGCCACGGGCGCGCCCGUCGUCGCGCCGGCGCCGGCGGUCGCGAGGCGCAGGGGCGCGCCCGGGGGGCCGUGGGCGGCGGGCGGCGCGGCGGCGGUGCCGGUGGUGGACGAGGCGCAGGGGCGGGAUGACUCAGAGCUGCUGGAGCAAAUUGAGGGCCUCCUGUCCCGCAAGGACGCCGCACUGGACCGCCUGCGCGCCCUCAAUGCCACCGCGGAGGCGGGCGCGCACUUGGACGGCGACUCUGGGCGGCCCUCUGGCGAGUUCCAGGAUUCGUAUGCGUGCGCCCUCGCAGAUCUGGAGAUCGUGAACGCCGAGAUCGCGUCCGCCAUGAUCAAGCUGUCGCCGCGGCGGCAUUUGAACGGGCCCGUCGCGCCGCUCAGGCAGGCGGUGGCGGCGCACCAGCAGCAGCAGCAGCAGCAGCAGCAGCAAGCCGCGGCGGCAGCGGCCGCGGCGGCAACGGGGCUGGGCCGUGGAGCUCCAUCUGUGGGGCCGCUGGCAGCGGUGGAGGCGGUCAUGUCGGAGGCCGCGGUUCGCGCGAGGCAGCUGGUGCGCUCGCACAGCUCCCAAAACGCGCCCGCACCCGCACCGGCGGUAUCCGGCCAGGACCAGCAGCAUCAGAAGCAGCAGCUGCAAAGGCAGGCGGACGAGGCGGCGAUAGAGGAGCUCAUCGCUUCAUGCGUGGGCGUCCUCAUUGCCGCCAAGCUGGCGACAGCUGCGGGCGCCGGCGGUGCCCCGGACGCCACUCCUGCGCUGGACGGCCCCGCCUUCCUCCAGCAGCAGCAGCAGCAGCAGCAGCAGCAGCAGCAGCAGCAGCAAAGCAUGCCGUUGGGCGCCGUCUGGGCGGUGCUCGACUCGGCGCUGCAGCGGCUCGCGCCGCGGGCGCCCGGCAGCGCGGCGGCGUUUGCGAACGUGCGAGCGGCGAUCGAGUCCCUGAAGCACCAGCUGGCCGGCUUUGGCUGA
Molecule: messenger RNA, 1698 nt
Organism: Monoraphidium neglectum
Lineage: Eukaryota; Viridiplantae; Chlorophyta; Chlorophyceae; Sphaeropleales; Selenastraceae
Exons: 6
Coding region: 1-1698 (565 amino acids)
Biological process (GO): regulation of transcription by RNA polymerase II; DNA-templated transcription; regulation of cell cycle
Cellular component (GO): transcription repressor complex; nucleoplasm
Molecular function (GO): DNA binding
Source: RefSeq, a predicted model, not a curated record